AUGAAUGCAUUGUUUCAGGUUCGGCUCAGGAAUAUUUUAGGACGCUUUUUUAACAGCAAUAACAACGAACUGAGUUCUUCAUCCUCAUCUUCGUACUAUUCGGGUCUCGGAGAGAUAAGCUCACCCUAUAAUACCGUGCAUCGAAUACAUGUUGGUUAUGAUGGAAAAAAAUUCACUGGCUUGCCGCAGCCUUGGAUGGACACGUUGCUUCGGGAUAUCAGAACGAGCAAUUUCAGUGAAGCCGACCAGAAGAAAAACCCUUCAGCAGUUGUGACAGCAUUGAAAUUCUAUGCGAAAACCGUCAUGGCUCAAGAAACUGAUAAACCAAAAUUUAUGAUCACAGACUCGCAGUUGCCAUACGAUGACGAUGCUGAGGAUGACACACAUUCUUCUGCAAAAACCGACCAUCUGGGUAACUCAAAUACUUCCGUUUUUUGCUUUUUCCACUAA
Molecule: messenger RNA, 450 nt
Organism: Gongylonema pulchrum
Lineage: Eukaryota; Metazoa; Nematoda; Chromadorea; Rhabditida; Gongylonematidae
Source: the annotation of a GenBank genome assembly